AUGACGCUCACGAAGUACGUCGUCGGCUCCUUCGCCGUCGCCGGCGGGCUCGUGUACCACGCGGUGAAGACGCGCGAGCAGUACUUCCCCGCGAUGCUGUACCUGAGCACGUCCAAGCUCUCCGUCGUCGUGCUCGGGAAUCUCGCGUUCGCGCUGACCCUCGUCCUGGGGCAUCUCCUCAAGACGAUGUUCCUGGGGACGCUUCGCGAGGCCGAGGUGGAGCGACUGUACGACCGCGUCAAAGACGCCAUCAUGGAGACGUGCCUCGCGAUGACCAUCUUCCGAGAGGAGUUCAACGUCCGGUUCGUCGUCCUGUUCACGUCGCUGCUCUUCGUCAAGAUCUUUCACUGGCUCUGCGCCGAUCGCGUCGCGUACAUCGAGACGACGCCGUCCACGACGCGCCUCUCGCAUCUCAGGGUCUGCGUCCUCAUGGUCGCGCUCGUGUCCAUCGACACCGCGUUCUUGAACCACGCGAUCGCGCACACGCUGAAGAACGGCCCGAGCGUGCUCCUCCUCUUCGGAUUCGAGUACGUAAUCUUGGCGUCUCGAGUCGCGACGACGGCGGCCAAGUACGUCGUCAACGUCGUCGACGGCUGGCUCGACGGCGCGUGGGAGAGCAAGGGCACCGUGGUGUUUUACCUCGAGCUCCUCACGGAUUUGCUGCACUUGUUCGUGUACCUCGUGUUCUUUCUGAUCAUCUUCGCGUAUUACGGUCUCCCCGUUCACCUCGUGCGGGACCUCUACGUGACGAUCAGAAAUUUCCGCAGAAGAGUGGAGGAGUUCAUUCGCUACCGGCGCGUCACCGCGAACUUGAACGAGCGGUUCCCCGACGGAUCCGCGGAGGAUCUCGCGGCGAACGACGACGCGUGCAUCAUCUGCAGAGAGGACAUGGUGUUCGGCGUCCCCGGCGCGAUGCGGCCGAAGAAGCUUCCGUGCGGGCAUCUGUUUCACCUGGGGUGUCUCAAGUCUUGGUUGGAGCGGCAGCAGGCGUGCCCGACGUGCCGCGCGCCGGUGUUACCGGAGGAU
Molecule: messenger RNA, 1026 nt
Organism: Micromonas pusilla CCMP1545
Lineage: Eukaryota; Viridiplantae; Chlorophyta; Mamiellophyceae; Mamiellales; Mamiellaceae
Exons: 1
Source: RefSeq, a predicted model, not a curated record